CUACAGCUGCUGCUUGAUAAGUUUACCAAAAUGUUUGAAGAUGCAACAACUAGGAUGAUCAAUGCAGAUACAACAGAGAAAAAGAAACUAAACCUUAUAACUAUCUCUAAAUUCAAUGAAAGGAAAAAUGAAGACCCUAUAGAAUGGUUUGAGUCAUUUGAUCAAGCUGCUAAAACCAACAAUUGGAGCAAAGAAAGAAGGAUUACAAUUGCUAUAGGUUAUCUUAGUAAUCUAGCAGCAAAUUAG
This is a messenger RNA of Cetraspora pellucida, 246 nucleotides long. The record is from the annotation of a GenBank genome assembly. NCBI's taxonomy places the organism in Eukaryota, Fungi, Glomeromycota, Glomeromycetes, Diversisporales, Gigasporaceae.